CUCAUUUGAGUAGCUUUCGCCUGGUUGGCGGUUUAUUCGUACAUUUUGCUGCCGAGUUAGCUUGUCAGCUAAAGGUUUGUCUCUGAAAAUGGAUGAUUCUGUAAAACAAGUUUUACGACAAAUUAUCCGUAGAAUACCAUCGAAUAAACUACGGAAUACGCUGAGCAAAUGGGAGCACAUUUCAAAGAAGCAGUUCCAGUCACUAGAGUUUACGCAGGCGAAAUCGCUGCUUUGUGACAAUCUUCUUUCUCUAUGUGAGGAAAAUGAGUUAUCCAUGAAACACGUGACAGAACUGGAAAUGAUUUACCGUAUAGAGCACCCUGCGCAAGGAAGUUGGAACGUAUGCCAGCUUAUUGACCCCGAGGAAGAGGCCCUGACAGUCGACUCGCUGCAUUUCAAAGAGUCAUUCAAAGCACACUUGAAAUGUCUCAUCAAUCAUGUUUCUGUAAAAAUGAAGAAGCACGAAGAUGACGCCCUAUGGAUUCGCAUUGCUUGGGGGGACAAUUUCACCCAGCCAAACCACCUCAAACCAACAUAUGUUGUGCAUAAUCUUCAGACACCAUAUGUAUUUGUAUCUGGCUUGACUAUGAAGCACAGACCUUUGUUACACCAGGCCUUGGUCCAGUCUGGUCAUUAUGGUGCUGUAAAGGAUGUUCACCUCAGUGGGCGGUGCUUGACUGCUUUAAGAGAUCUCUUAAUGAGACAGUACAAGCAGGUUUUUCCUGUAAAACAUCCAAAGCUCUUAGAGGAGAAAACUCCACUACCACGAACUCCCUGUAUAGAGAUCGAGGACACAAAACAUGCUGAAAACCGAAUGCAGAUGGCUGCUGAGGCGUUCGGCGAGGGAAUUCUGCCAAAGCUGGAAACGGCUGUUUAUAAGCUGGAAACAAGGUUCAAAGAAAAUGAGAUGGGAAGAGAAGAGCCCUUUAGAGGUGUGGUGAAGUUUGCCAGCAGCAACCUACUGGAGUCGUUAAAGUACUGCGUCUCAUCCGGGAUGGCAUCUGCCCCAGUAACUCCACUGCUUUCAUCUAUCACCCAGAAAGGAAGGAAUUACUUUGUAAUCACAGACAAAGGACCUGGAAUCAGCAACACGCCAGGUCCAAAGAUCUGAUGUUCAGAGACUGCUCGGUUAAUAUGUUUUUACCAUAAGGAACCCUAACUUCUUUGGUUUUGUUUAUUGAUUUGACCAUUGUAUAGCUUCAUUUGUGAAUAAGUGAUUGUAUAUAUUACUCUAAUAUAAAAGUAAAUUUUUUUUUUUUUUUUGGCACAUUGCCAAUGUGUAGUUCAUCUCUAAAGAGAGGAUUAAGAAGGAGGAUUUUAGACCAUUCAACUUUCCCUACCGCACCAUGUACUUGAUACCAAGAUGCUUUCAGGUUUCGUUUAUAUACGUUUUUGUAUGGUUUUUGUGUUUUAGAGUCAUCAUUUCUGAUUUUAGCACCCUUUUCCCUCUAAAUAAAUUGCAGUACAACAGUA
Molecule: messenger RNA, 1473 nt
Organism: Conger conger (European conger)
Lineage: Eukaryota; Metazoa; Chordata; Actinopteri; Anguilliformes; Congridae
Gene: cenpn
Product: centromere protein N
Exons: 10
Coding region: 89-1111 (340 amino acids)
Biological process (GO): CENP-A containing chromatin assembly; chromosome segregation
Source: RefSeq, a predicted model, not a curated record